Messenger RNA from Rhopilema esculentum, 4852 nucleotides. Its product is annotated as cGMP-dependent protein kinase 1. Gene Ontology annotation, biological process: protein phosphorylation. Gene Ontology annotation, molecular function: ATP binding; cGMP-dependent protein kinase activity. Lineage: Eukaryota; Metazoa; Cnidaria; Scyphozoa; Rhizostomeae; Rhizostomatidae. The record is from RefSeq and is a predicted model, not a curated record.
GAAACGACUGUCUCUGCCAAUGCUGCAUGUUUACUCGCAUAUUAUUGCCCUCUUAUUUUGUUUGCAUAGGAAUUUGAGAAACUUUAAGAAGAAUUUAACAUCGGCACAAAUCGAUUUUUGAAUCAAAUCCAGAGAUAAAAGCACAUCAUGGCAUGUCAUGUUUGAUUUUCAAUAUCUAUGACGAAUUUAGCUUCUGGCAGAGUGUAAAGUGCACGAAAGACGUUAUUGGCAGGUUUAUUGGCUUGGCUCACAGACCUCCUUGUAGCAGUUGUCAAAACGUUAUCGUUGAAGAAUCUUGAAACUGUUUCUGAAGCCACAGAUGACGCUUGCUCUAACAAAUGCUAACAGGGAUCGAAUUUCCUGUCAAUUCUAUUGCCAAGAGUCUUAUGGUUUUAUUUAAGGGGAGCACAUAAGCUGCAAGGGACUGACAGAAAGAUCUAUAUUAGCUGUAAGUGAUUUGGCUGGCAAUUAUGAAAUCAAGGCAAGUGCCAGCCAGUGUGAAAGCGACGAAAAAUGUUCAAAAUGACUUUGACGAAGAAAGGUUUAAUCUUUUGCACUCGUUGCUGCGACAGAAGACAAAGCAGCUUGAAAUUAUCAGCAAGGAAUCAUCUGAGCAGAGAAAACAGCUGGCGAGAAAAAACCAGAUAAUCAGCGAAUACGAAGUCAUGUUUGAACAAAUGAAACAGUCAAAAGAACACGAUGCAAAAUUAAUGAAAGACGAACUAGUCUACAGAAAUAAUGUCAUCGAAUCGCAGCUGCAAACAAUCGAGAAGCUUCGAACAAAGAUACGAAAAAUGAAUUCCCUAUUGCCAAUGAACCAGUAUGAAGCUGUUGACGAGCAACAACAACAUAAAUCUCGAGACAGAGCAAAAGGGAUCUCAGCCGAGCCUGCGAAGGAGCAGAGUCAUGGACUGUUGGCUAAAAACAUCGAAGUUUUCUUUGUUCAAAAAAAACAGAGAUCGAAAGAAAUUAUCCGAAGAGCCAUCAAAGACAAUGAUUUCCUUGGCAAUCUUGAGCAAUCACAAAUACAGGAGCUGGUCGAAUGCAUGUACCAGAUGGAGUUCAAGAAGGGGGAUUUCAUUAUUCGAGAAGGCGAACCAGGAUCUCAUCUCUAUUGCAUCGAAGAGGGCGCUUGUGAAGUCUCUAAAGAAGGAAAAGUUCUUGGUGCUAUGGGACCAAACAAAGCAUUUGGAGAACUCGCUAUUCUCUAUAACUGUACAAGAACUGCCACAGUCAAAGCGGCCUCGAAUGCAAAGCUCUGGGCGAUCGAUCGACAAUGUUUUCAGACAAUUAUGAUGAAGACUGGCCUUAUGAGACAGCAAGAGCAUAUGGAGUUUUUGAAAAGUGUUCCACUUUUGCGAGAAGUUCCUGAAGAAACUCUAGCUAAAAUCGCAGAUGUUCUAGAAGAGGUUUUCUACGAAGAAGGAGAGUAUAUCAUCAGGCAGGGUGCAAGAGGCGAUACGUUUUUUAUUAUCAAGAAGGGACAGGUUGACGUCACUCAACGUGCUUCGGUACAUAGCGAUCCUACGUUUGUUAGAUCAUUAGGAAAAGGAUCCUAUUUUGGCGAAAAAGCUUUACUUGGAGAAGAUCUAAGGACAGCAAAUGUCAUCGCGGGAAAAGCUGGUUGUCACUGCCUAGUAAUAGACAGAGAGGCCUUUUCGAAAUUCAUCGAAAGCCUGAGUGACAUAAAGCAAGAAAAGUAUGAUGCCGAAGACAAGAAAAGGGGAGUCGAUCACAAAGUCAUCAGUCAGAGUAUGGCAACAGAGGUUGAUGAAUUCGCCGAUGUCAAACUGGAGGACCUCAAAGAAAUUGCAACUCUUGGUGUGGGCGGAUUUGGCCGUGUCGAGCUGGUACAACUGGCCUCAGAUCCAAAACGAACUUUCGCACUAAAACAGCUUAAGAAGAAACACAUUGUGGAGACCAGGCAGCAAGAUCACAUUAUGUCUGAAAAACGAAUCAUGUCUGAGGCUCAUUGUCCAUUUAUUGUCAGGAUGUAUAAGACGUUCAAGGAUAGGAAGUAUUUGUACAUGCUUUUGGAAGUUUGUCUUGGUGGUGAAUUAUGGACUAUUUUACGAGAUCGGGGCUCAUUUGAUGACAACACUACACGGUUCUACGUUGCCUGUGUAAUCGAUGCGUUUGGAUAUCUACACUCAAAAGGAAUUGUUUAUCGGGAUCUAAAGCCUGAAAAUCUUCUUCUGGAUGAGAGUGGCUACUGCAAACUGGUCGAUUUCGGCUUUGCCAAGAAAAUAGGCUUUGGUAGAAAAACUUGGACCUUCUGCGGUACUCCUGAAUAUGUUGCCCCUGAAAUUAUUUUGAACAAGGGCCAUGACUUCGCUGCUGACUACUGGUCUUUAGGAAUUUUGAUGUAUGAAUUGCUUACUGGGAGUCCACCAUUCUCCGGGUCUGAUCCUAUGAAGACGUACAACAUCAUUUUGAAGGGAAUCGAUAUGGUAGAGUUUCCAAGAAAGAUCACGCGCAAUGCACACAAUCUAAUCAAGAAAUUAUGCAAAGACAACCCGUCAGAGCGUUUAGGGUACCAGAAAAAUGGGUUAAAGGACAUUCAAAAACACAAGUGGUUCGAUGGAUUUAAUUGGGAAGGCCAUAGAAACCACAAGCUAGCCCCGCCAAUUAUCCCUAAGGUAAAGUCACAAACCGAUGCUUCAAAUUUCGAUGAUUAUCCAAAAGAAGAUGAUAUACCUCCAGAUGACUUAUCAGGAUGGGAUAAAGAUUUUUAAAGGCACACUCGUCACCGCAAGAGGUUGUUUUAAGAUGUGAAGUUCUUUUCAAUUAAUUUGCUUUAAGAUAAAGAGCGGAUCGCAUCGUGCUCUUCUCGUAACAAUCACAAGCCAUCACCAUACACUAUAAGCUAAACCACCCUUGGUGUUGUCACCGAGCACCAAGUUUAUAGUUGUUUUUAGACAUAUUAUUGCACAUUCUCUAACGUCAGAUGCGUGUCAAUCGUGUUGUUAUUUUCUUUGUUAGUAGCUACCAAUCUUAAAUUUAGAUCGCUCUUCUUUUAUGAUACAGGGGAAAUGUUUAGCUUUCUUGUAUGCAUAAUAAACCUUUAGAUUCGUUAUGUUCUGCAUUUUAGCCAGUUGCAGUGAUUUUCAUGUAGGUGUUUGCGCUAAGUUUGCAUUGAAGCCACUUUGAAGCCAUUUUCGUCCAAGCAAUCUGUAAUGUAUAAAAAUCCCGAGUGGAGUAUUUAUCACAAUAGGAACAUUUUUGUAGUGUUACAAAUGUCAGGAUAUGUCUCUAGGUGUAAAAAGAAUACUAGGCACACUCGUUCUCCUAGUCAGUCAUUGCCAACAAUGUUUUAAACACAUGCAAUGUUUAUGUUGCGAACUUUCUAUACCACUCGAUGAAUUUCAUUUUCGUGUCAAUAUUUGAAUUCAACUGUAUUAUUAUUAAGGCACUGUAUUUGGCGAGAUGCCCUAGGUUUGUUGGGCAGAUAGGUAAUACAUUGUCCUCCCCCCUGGAUAAAAUGAACGAAUAUUAGUGAUUUCUGUUCAUUGCGUAUACUUUUUGACUAUAUACAAGAAGGGGGUGACUGUGUCAUGGAAAGAAAAGAUUUCUGCCAGAGGAUGGUGUUAUUAAAGCUCGCCAUCUUUGCAUCGAAGAGAAGAUCGCAUGCAUAACGAACAAAUCCGUAGUCCUUAAUCCGUUGCUAUUCCUGUUUUCCCUUCUCAGCUUCCCCUCGUUUUCUCAAUUAUUUUUAGCCCUUUUCGUAUAAUCAUUUGUCUUAAACGUUUCGUAUAUCGAUCAUUUUUAUGCUAGUUCAUUUUUUAUUGCUUAGAUAACGUUUGAUUAGAUGUAAUUAAAUAUACAACAGGACAGUUUCAAAAUUGUUUACUUCCAUUUAAAUCCCUGGUACUGCAUCUCAUAUAGGCGUGAUUGCUUUGAUUUGUAAUUCUUUUAACCAUAUGUUCGAGACGAGAGCCCAAUAUGAGAAGAAUUUUUAUUGAUAAGCUGGGCGCUUUCAUAUUUCGCUAGCCCGUUCUAUUAUAAUUAUCAUGGUGAAUGCAAAACUCAAUCACCCAGAAUUUUGAUUUGUCGCUACAAUUCUUGCGAAAAUAAUUGGAACGCCUUCUCAUGGUUUACAACUACGUCAAUAAACCACUGUUGAUUCUAAAGUUUUUAGCCCCCCCCCCUUUCCCUCUAAAUUGCUGCAUUAUUUGCUCUUAUUCCGACAAUUUUGGUAAAGAUUGUAGACUCAUCGUUUGCUAUAUAACCAGGAACUUGGGUAUACAGAUCCUAUUAUCUCAUUUUGUAAAAGGGUAACUUUCAGCAUCUUGGACAGUUGGGUUUGCCUCACUCGUGUCGUGUACGUUCCCAAGUCUAUUUCUGUUAAACUCGUCAGGCUACUGCGAGCUAACCACAAUCUCCUUCGCAGUUUAGAUUUGGCUUCGCAGUAUUAGGGAUGCCUUGCGGCUUUGAUAAAAAAAGAUUCUGGGAAGGUCUACCAAGUCGAGAGAUUUCCCCUUUCUUUAUCCUUGAAGAGAGUAAUUAUGUCACUGUAGGCCUCAGUUUCUAAUUUGGUUUUAAGUGUUAUUUCGAUGUUAGAUUGAUAUCCUUGCCGAACUUAUCAUGAUCAAUUAAUGACAGUAGAAUUUAUUCUUCCAUUAUCUUGAAGUAUAUAUACUUAUGGUGCGGGAAUGUACAUAUUAAUCUUAAUAAUUUUUCCAUCUGUUAUCUCUUGAAUCUACUUUACUAGGCAUACAUUUAUUAUGUCAUCUUGUUUCUGACAUCAAGUCACUUUUCAAAUCUAACAUCAUCGAAAUCACCAUUAAUCGUGUUCUAAUAAAAUUUUGUAUUUAUUUUCUUUUAUUUCUUAUAAUUAUAUCUAACUUCUCAA